AUGGAAGCUCAUCAACAAUCACAAUCAUCACUGCAGGGAGCAGCAGAUGAUCUGCCGUCUGCUGCCAUGCUUCAGAAUGAACGAGAGGUUGUGAGGAGGGCUGGACGUCAAGCAAUAUCAGCCUUUCUGGACGGACACAACUGCUUCUCCGUACUGAGAGCAAGUGGCAAAGUAGUUGUCUUUGAUACUCGCAUUCCCAUCCAGCUGGCGUUUUACGCUCUGGUCGAACAUGACAUGCAAGCUGCUCCUCUGUGGGAUCCUUCGAUAUGUCAGUUUGUGGGUUUGUUGACAGUGACGGAUUUUAUUGACAUUUUGAGGCACUACAGAAGCACCAAGGCCGAUGUGUCUACCCUGGCCACUCGAAGUAUUGCCGAUAUACUCAACGAUCCCAUCAUAAAGGAGUCGGUACUGCCUAGACACGAGGGAUUCAAUGGAGCGGAUUCUAGCACAACUCUGAAACAGGCAUGUCGGCUGCUGCACGGACACAACCUGGAUUUCUUGCCCAUUCUCAUGCCAGAAGAUAUGAGGGUUCUGGCCUGUAUUACAUACACCAACAUUCUGGAACAUUUAGUCACCCAUUUCAGAGAACAAAGACGGCUUUUUGAUGAUACCAUACACGACUUGAGGAUCGGGACAUAUCAUGGAGAUUUGAUCAAGGUAGCACCCCAGCAGUCCCUGGCAGAAGCCUUGGAGCUGAUGCAUCAACAUCGAUUGUCGGCGUUGCCUGUGGUGGAUAAAGGAACCGACAAGAUUGUUGGUGUCUACAGCCGAUCGGACAUUACGUUUCUGACCAGAGCAACCGAUGCCGAAGACGCUGUAGCCAAUUUGGACAUGACCCUCAGUGAUGUUCUCAGUCAACAGCGAACGGAUGUAACCACUCCCGAUGCUUUGCACACUUGCAAGAUGGGGGAUACCCUACAAUCGAUCUUUGAAUACUUUGCUCAGAUACGCUUCAAUCGUUUGUUUGUAACAGAUGCGGAAGAGCGCGUCGUGGGGGUUGUAAGCGCACGAGAUUUGGUGGCCUAUUUCUUGAAUGAGAAUAACUAA
Molecule: messenger RNA, 1047 nt
Organism: Seminavis robusta
Lineage: Eukaryota; Bacillariophyta; Bacillariophyceae; Naviculales; Naviculaceae
Source: the annotation of a GenBank genome assembly